Messenger RNA from Neltuma alba, 6324 nucleotides. RefSeq lists its product as uncharacterized. The transcript has 15 exons. Gene Ontology annotation, molecular function: zinc ion binding. The record is from RefSeq and is a predicted model, not a curated record. NCBI's taxonomy places the organism in Eukaryota, Viridiplantae, Streptophyta, Magnoliopsida, Fabales, Fabaceae. Bases 239 to 5260 code for a protein of 1673 amino acids.
UAUAAUUCUAGAGAAUCCUGUGUAAAGAUUGUGCAUUUCGCUGAUUGGAAAAUACAAUUCGAGUUCGUGAUUUUUACUCGAGUCCACGAUCGUGUGGAUUUUCAACAUUGUUUGACGAAUUCCUCGGGGAUUUCGAUUCUGGGAAUUGGAUUGAAAAAAGAAACUUGGAUGUGGAUUUCGGGUUGUGAAUGUGGAGGUUUAAGUUGGAGGGUAUGAUUUUUUUAGCAUAUUUUUGUGGAUGAUUUCGGUGGGAAGUCGGGAUGGGAGAAAGGGGCCAGGGCUAGGCUUUGGUGGUGCUGGUGGUGGGAGGACUGAGAUGGACGAGUCCGACCUUGAAGAAGGGGAGGCAUGCUCAUACCCGAAUCAUGAAUAUGAUGAGGGGAGCGUCGAUCCCGAUGUUUCCCUCUCUUAUAUCGAUGAAAAGAUUCAAGUUGUUCUGGGACACUUUCAGAAAGAUUUUGAAGGUGGGGUUUCUGCAGAGAAUCUGGGGGCAAAAUUCGGUGGAUAUGGAUCAUUCUUACCUAUGCAUCAGCACUCUCCUGUUCGGUCGCAUCCAAGGAUUCCAUCAAAAGUUCAUAGUCAAAAUACAGCCAACUGUUCUAGCGAUUCACAACUGGAGGUGCAUUCACUCUACCAUUAUGAGGCUGGCCAAAAUGCUGGGCAAGCUGUGCAUUCUUCAACUGCAACUCAUUUAUCAGGACUUGGACCAAAUUCUACUAGUUCCUUCGAGAUUCCUGCAAUUAAGGUGCCCUCAUCAAAUCAUGGGGUCAGCCAAGAAAAUUGUCCAACAACCACUUGUGUUGAGGCAAUCUCUGGUAAAUACGAAUCUACAGGCAUGAAAUCUACCAGCUUGUCAGAUCAGAAGACACUGAAGGUUCGAAUCAAAAUGGGCACUGAUAAUUUGCCAACACAGAGAAAUGCUGCAAUCUACAGUGGACUUGGCCUUGACGUGUCACCAUCAUCAUCAUUGGAUGACAGCCCUUCAGAAGGUGAAGGGAUAUCUCGUGGGCCUAAAGAUGCACCUUUUGAAUCUCCAUCUAGCAUCCUUCAGAUUAUGACAUCCCUUCCUAUGCUGUUGUCUCCUCUUCCUGAUGAUCUUAUUCAAUUAAUUGGAGAAGAAACAGAUUCCAAAGAAUUUAUGCCUGAUGAGGUUCAUGUGGACGGGGGAGAAAGUUCUGGCAUGUUACUAAAUGAAUCUAUUACUGUACGGAGUGACAGAAAAUUGUUAGGAGGGGAGAAAAUAAAGUCUGUGGAGGGAUGCAGAUCUUCAUUGGAAUUUAAGGGUGAUGUUAAUAGAAAUGGAGUUUUAUCCAGGAAGGAGCAGAAUAAUGAUGGGUUGACUACUGACGAGCUUGUUUCAAAAACCUUGAAGCUACCGCUUUUAUCCAGUUCAUUCUGUGAUGACUCAGUAAAGGAAGUUGGUGACCUAUGUGAUAAAUCGAAGGAAGCUAGCAAGAGUAUGGCAAGGGAGAAGAUCUUCUCUGAUCAUGCACAAAAGGAGCAAGCAGAUCCAAAAUCUACUGAAGUGAAUGGUUUUGUUCAAAAGGGUCAGGCUGGUUCAGGAAGAAAAGCAGUAGAAGAUAAGAUUUACAACUCUGUUGAUGAUUUAUCUGCUUACACAGUCAAAGACAAGGCUCACAGAGUUAAAAUUUGUGACUCAGUAACAGCUGAAUCUAAAGCCAGGACAGCUUUAAACUAUGAACACACAGAGCCUCCCGAGAAUGCUUUUCAGAUAGGUGAACAGGAUGGUAUUGCAUUACCUGUUGUCAGAGAACAUCCCAUUCGCAGGGGCAAGAAGAAGUCAAAGGGAGGUCAUGGCACCAUGGUUUCAGAGGGGGGAAAACAGACCUUGAGGGUCGGUAACCUAUUGCCGCCUAAAACAAAGAAGAGUUUUGAUGAUGGUGCUACGUCUAAAAUUGAAAAUGAAGGUGUCAAGGUACAAAAGGAUCAUGGAAGGGCUAGGGAUGCUUACAGAGAUUUUUUCGGGGAAUUUGAGGAAGAGGAGGAUAGAUUGGAUUCCUUGGAAACUCCUUAUGUAGAAAAAUUAAAGGACUCUGAGGUGUCUAAGAGGAGAACCUCUGCAAGUAUUUCUGCAGAAACAGAGAGAUCAGGUGCUACUAAAAUUGUUAAGCCACUAUCAUCUGAUGUGUAUCCUAAAACAGCCACAAAUCUAGUCCGGUGCAGUGCAAAUGGGCAUGGCACAGAUGUGGAUAAAGGAAAAGAGGCUCCUGUGACUGCAACCUCUGUUGUUUCUGAAGAUAACUGGGUACAAUGUGAUCGAUGCCAGAAAUGGCGCCUUCUUCCUUCAGGCACAAAUCCUGACCACUUACCUGAAAAGUGGCUUUGUAGUAUGCUUGACUGGCUGCCUGACAUGAAUCGAUGUAGUGUUAGUGAGGAUGAAACCACUAAAGCACUUAUUACCCUAUACCAAGGCCCACCUCCUGAAGGACAAAGCAAUCUGCAAAAUACAUUUGGAAGUGUUGUUGGUGGAACAUUGUCAAAUUCUCAGCACUCCAACCAACAUUGGCUGAGCCAUAGUCUGCAUGCACUUCCUGAUGGAAAGAAAAAAUUUGCAAAAGAGAUGUCAAAUGCAGCAACUAAAGAUGGAUCCUUUCCGUUGUCAUCUUCUGUAAAGAAAGGCUUGCAGUCCUCUGUGAAAAGCAGGAGUUUAAAUGAUGUGAACAAAUCUCCCACAGUGAAUGUUCUCAAUGCUCCUGUGGAGAAGCAUAAAACUAAACAUAAGAUACUGGAGGACAAUUCUGAUAUAGGUGAUACAAAGAAUUUGACGGUGAAAAGCAAAAGAGGCCCUGAUCAAGAUAGUUCUAGAUCAUUCAAGAAAAGUAAGACUGAUGGAGUGUUUUCUACAGAUGAAGAUUGGAUUCCAGAGCAUCGUAGAACUGCUAAGAAAGUGGAUCAUGGCUUGAAUAGCAGCAACACAACUACAUCAUGUGGCAAGAAUCAAUCUAAACAUAAAGAUAGUUUCUCUUCAAGGGACUCAAAAUACAGUGGAAAAGAUAAGCUACAAGUUUCUAUUGGAAAAAAGAGAAAUACUAGGGAGUAUCAGGAUACUCAAACUUGUAGCACGGGUGAUCAUGUACAGGAGAACGGGGUUUCCAUCCAGGAUGAGCUUACUGCCUCUAGAAAGGAAAAGAAGUCUAGAGUAUCAAAAUCUGACGGUAGAGAGUCAAGUACUAGUAAAGGUAGUGGUAGGACAGACAAAAAAAUGAGUCAGACAAAGAACCAGAAGUUCAGGCAAGAUCCAGGGAGCACGCUGUCACAGCGAAGCUUGGAUGGUAUGGAUUGUUUGAAAGGGGAUUUAGAUUCAGUUCAGGCCACUGCUGCUGCCACUUCUAGCUCUUCUAAAGUUUCUGGUUCACAUAAAACCAAAGCUGGUUUCCAGGAGGUGAAAGGUUCACCAGUGGAAUCAGUUUCUUCAUCGCCUAUGAGACUUCUAAAUCCGGAUAAGCUUACAAAUAAGGGGAAGGAUGACUCUCUUGAUGCUGGUGCCAUGGGUAGUCCAAGAAGAUGUUCAGAUGGUGAAGAUGAUGGUGGAAGUGACCGUUCUGGGACAGCUAGAAAGAAUAAAUCUUCAACUUUGAUCCAUAGUAGGUCUCAUGGAUCUUCCAAGCUUGAUUGCCAAGAUAAGGAUGUCAAUCAUAUGCCAGACACUAAAUUUAAAGAUCAAACUUUGUAUCCAGACAUGGCAACAAGCCAUUAUACAAAUGGUGAUGUGGACCCUGUAGGUCAAAAUGGGACCUACCCUGAUGGGGAGCUAAUUAAGGAUCAGUGCCAAAGUGAAGAGAGAACUGACAUUUAUGGUGCUAACACGUCUCUUCCAAGGAAGGCUGGAAGAGGAUCGUGUUCAAAAGGCAACAAUGAAAGCCGUAAAUCAGAGCCCAAGGGAGAAAAGGUCAAGAAUGCUAGUUCACCCGGUCAAUUACAAGACCAAUCUCCUCUCUCUGAGGCAAACCAUGGGGAUAAUAAAACCAAGUUACAGGAAAAGUUUGGGUUUAAAUCUGACAAAAGUGAGAAUAUACAUACUGGUAAGAAAGAUUGUACAGGGAAUGAUAGUAGGAGAAAAGAGAACCAGUUGAAUAGGGGGAAAGAGUUUCAAGAGGCUAGUGUGGAUGCCAUUAAACAGGAAGCGUUGCCCUCCCAUAGUCAGAAUCAAAGUCUGGACUUUGAUGCUGAAAGAUCUUCAAAGAGGUCUAUCUCAGAAAGAACUGAUCAAGAAAUACUUGGAAAAGAGAAGUCUCUGUCAACGCCACCCUUGGGAGGAGCUCAAAUUGAGACAGUGGAUCGUGGCCCACAACCUUCUGCUGGUUUUCACAAAGGAACUGCAGAUUCGGUUGUUGACCCCUCCAGAGUUGAUGAUGUAACAAAGCUGCAAAAGAAGCAGAUCAGAAAGGCCGACCACCAAAAUGGAACUCAGCACAUUAGCUCCAAACAUCCCACACUUAAUGGACGGAGAUCUAAGGAGCUAGAUGCACCCAGUCCAACUAGAAGGGAUUCUUCCAGUCAUGCUGCCAACAAUGCUGUGAAAGAGGCUACAGAUCUGAAGCAUUUGGCUGAUCGUCUCAAGAAUUCAGGAUCCGCUGAGAGCACUGGGCUUUACUUCCAGGCAGCCCUGAAGUUUCUUCAUGGAGCUUCUCUAUUAGAAUCUGGCAAUAAUGACAAUAAUGCUAAACAUAAUGAGAUGAUUCAAUCAAAGCAAAUGUACAGUAGCACAGCAAAAUUGUGCGAGUUUUGUGCCCAUGAAUAUGAGAAAUUAAAGGACAUGGCUGCUGCUGCUUUGGCCUACAAAUGCAUGGAGGUAGCAUAUAUGAGGGUAAUAUAUUCCUCACACCACGCUGCAAACAGAGAUCGGCAUGAGCUGCAGUCAGCUUUACAAAUUGUUCCUAUUGGUGAGUCGCCUUCCUCAUCUGCCUCUGAUAUUGACAAUGUUAACAACUCUGCUGCGGUAGAAAAGUUUGCCUUGCCCAAGGGUGUCAGUUCUCCCCAAGUUGCUGGCGCCCAUGUCAUUCCUGGCCGAAAUCGUUCGAAUAUUAUGCGAUUGCUUGAUUUUGCCCAGGAUGUGAAUUUUGCCAUGGAAGCCUCAAGGAAAUCACGGAUUGCUUUUUCAGCUGCUCAUUCGAGCUUAAGGGAGGGGAAGCAUGCGGACGGCAUCUCCUCGGUUAAGAAGGCUCUUGAUUUUAACUUUCAAGAUGUUGAGGGGUUGCUGCGAUUAGUCCGGCUUGCCAUGGAGGCCAUCAGUCGAUGAAGGUUCCAUUUUGUUGUGAAGAGGCUUCUGGCUUGGGAAGAACAUGUGAUUCUUGGUCAUGUACUUUUGCUUGGAAAAAGAAAAUGACUGAGCUGUAUUAUGAGUGGUAAAGUUCAUUAUCUUGCAAGCGGAAUUUCUCUUACCAUCUUGCAAGGCCAAUCAAUUCAUGCUUGCCUUACAUUCAGGCAGAUGUGGUUGCUUUUUGAUGUGUUCAAGGAUGAAUGCCAUGGCAACUCUCAUGAUAGUGUUGAAUUUGGAGGCACAAGGAUUCUGGGGACCACUCAAGAACAAUUCUGAGCUUCUUUUGAUAUGUGGAGGGUUGGUACAUUGAGAUCAUGGUCGAAGGCAGAUAUGGAUGGACAUCAGACUUUGAUAUUAAUUGCCAUUCUUUGGUCUUCUAUUAGAGGAAUUGUUAUCUUGUCAAUCUAUUUUCCUAUAUAUUGGGAUUUAAAGGGACCAUCUAUGUCCUGUCUACAUUGCUGAUGGAGAAGUAACAAGAAGCAGAAAGGAAAUAACAAGAAUCAUGAAGAAUACGUAGCAGGAAAUUGCUGCUAAUGUGUCGUUAGCUUAGAGGGAGUGGACUAUACGUAUUAUUACAUAAAUCAAUUUUAUGUCGGAGACAAUCAAGUUCGUGCUUCCUUUUCUGGAACCUGACAGCUGGGGACUUCAUUGCGGAGACCAAUUGAGGGCAAAAUUAGAAAGUCACAUUCUUCUACAAAUUUUAAGUUGCAGGUUGAGCACCCGAGGUGAAAUAAACCAUUCUUAGCUGGCCGCCCGCUCCAUAACUACCGUAAUGGAGAUUCCUCUUUUUAGUCAAUAGUGAUGCUUGGAUCUCUACGAGCAACAAAUAAUGGGCAAUGGAAAUUGAGAAUCCCUUGUGAUGCUCAUAUUAUUCUCUCUGAUCUCCAGACUCCAAUAUACAGAGUUUUGUUGAUUGACUUUGUAUGUAGAUCAUAAAUAUUGAUGAAAAGGAUUUGUAUCAAUAGCCUCAUGUGGAAAAACUGUUCCAAAACUAAAGGUGAUGCAGAAUUAUGUAAAAAUGAUAAAGUUCGCGUGGCUUCUCC